This is a messenger RNA of Scleropages formosus (Asian bonytongue), 2481 nucleotides long. It is a transcript of the gene hapln4, whose product is annotated as hyaluronan and proteoglycan link protein 4. Lineage: Eukaryota; Metazoa; Chordata; Actinopteri; Osteoglossiformes; Osteoglossidae. Gene Ontology annotation, cellular component: synapse; perineuronal net. Gene Ontology annotation, biological process: glial cell differentiation; positive regulation of neuroblast proliferation; skeletal system development. The transcript has 5 exons. The record is from RefSeq and is a predicted model, not a curated record. Gene Ontology annotation, molecular function: hyaluronic acid binding. The coding region runs from base 364 to 1521 and encodes 385 amino acids.
GCUCUACGCCCACAUUUCUGUGACUUUUUUUUUUUUGCUACGAACGAGCCGUUUAUGGGCAGGUGAAGGCUGCGCGUGGCGUGUGUCCCAUCAUGUGCCGCUGCGCACUGUGCUGAGGGUGCGGGUCGUGCGGAGCCGCUCCGGCUCGAGAGGCGUGCGGGCGGUAUCGUCAGCACUUUCUCCUGCACUAGAGGGGGGAAAAAAAGCGUCCCGGGUUGGAGAGAUUACCGGGAGAGGAAAAGCGGAGAAUGAAAGGAUGCAGCGGGGGGAAAACGGCAGUAAAACACCAACGUGCUGUUUGUCCCCUUUUUACACUGCAAGAAACAGCACUGUAACUAAUAAGAAAUACUCACAGCUAUCGUGAUGUUCUGCAGACAGCCCCUGCUCUUGGUGCUUGUCACCGGAACACUUCUGGCUUUGCUCCGACAUGUCAUCUCCCAUGGAACUGAGGCAGACAAAGGAAGGAGAAAGGUGGUACAUGUCCUCGAGGACGAGAGCGGUGCAGUCAUCGUGCAGACAGCGCCGGGGAAGGUGGUCACCCACCGGGGUGGCUCCAUCACCCUUCCUUGCCGAUACCACCAUGAGCCCGAGAGCAGUGAUCCAGCCCGCAUUCGUAUCAAGUGGACUAAGGUGACAGAUGCCCUGCAGUUUCACGAUGUGCUUGUGGCUCUGGGCCGGCAGCAGCGCGUGUUUGGGACCUACAAGGGCCGAGUGGAGCUAGAGGACGCUGGCCCCGGUGAUGCAUCGGUCAUCAUUCAUAACGUGACGCUGCAGGACUACGGCCGCUACGAGUGCGAGGUCACCAAUGACUUGGAAGACGACACGGGAUUUGUCAGCCUUGAUCUCGAAGGAGUGGUGUUCCCCUAUCACCCGAGAAUGGGCCGCUACAAGCUGAACUACCGCGAGGCGACGGAGAUGUGUCGCCAGCAGGACGCCAUCCUGGCCUCACACGCGCAGCUGCACAAGGCUUGGCUGGAGGGGCUGGACUGGUGCAAUGCGGGCUGGCUCGAGGAUGGCUCCGUGCAGUACCCCAUCUCGCAGCCUCGGGACCAGUGCGGCCGCAAGGACAACCCGGCCGGAGUGCGCAACUACGGUUACCGCCACAAGGAGGAUGAGCGCUACGACGCCUUCUGCUUCACUUCCAACCUUAAUGGCAAGGUGUACUUCCUCAAGCGCUUCAAGAAGGUGAACUAUGGUGAGGCGGCGAAGGCAUGUCAGCGAGACGGCGCAUCCAUAGCCAAAGUGGGCCAGCUGUACGCCGCGUGGAAGGUCCAGCUCCUGGACCGCUGCGAGGCCGGCUGGCUGGAGGACGGCAGCGUCCGCUACCCCAUAGUGAACCCGCGGGCUCGCUGCGGCGGGCCUGAGCCAGGGGUCCGCAACUUGGGCUUCCCUGACAAGAAGUUCCGCCUCUACGGGGUCUACUGCUUCCGCAGGGACAGAGCGAGCGGUGGCGCUCAGUGGACUCGGGGCGCGCCGACCAGCACCAGUGCCUCGCCCGCCAACGGAACCCGGAGCAUCUGACGGGACCCGAAGGUGAUUUUGUGGAAAAAGCUGCUGCCAGUCGCACAAAUUUAAUUGCUUGUCCCGGAAUGGCUGACAAGGCCGACUAAUUAACAAGUAACAAAAGUGCUAUCUGCAAAAUUUCCUUUUAGCUGCAAGAUGUCAGCUGCCUUUGGUGAGAGCGUGUCACUUUAUUAGGAGCCUAAACUGCAGCUUGGCAGUACUCCGCUUGAAACCCCUUUCAUUAGGGUUACCAUUGUGUGCGCUGUCAUUGUGAAGCACGUCCUUCGAGGAGCUGAAUUUUUCCUUCGAUUUUCUCAGCAGAAAACACCACGUUGGCCAUUGAGCGCUGUCUAUGAAACAUUAAUUAGUGUGACGAUAGAUUGGUAAAUCAUAAUAAAUGCAGCUAUUUAGCCACGUCUCUCCAUGAAGGCUGAUAAUAUCUCAAUUCCAAUUACUUUGUGAGUAAAAGAAAAUAAGUGUCUCCUGCACAUGCAUAUGCAAGCAUGGUAUCUUCCCCGAACAGCUCAAUCAUUAGGAGCCUCUGGGUUCAGCAGAUCACUGAAAAAAACUGCUAUAUUUAAUCACUCAGUUACUAGCUAUGCUAUUUACGCAAUACGAUGUGCUUGCCUUCAGAUGUUUUGUGAAAGGCAGUUAGAAUGAUGACAAUUACUAAUUAUUGCAAUAAUUAAAAUGCAUGUUUAACUGACGCCAGUACAGUGUUUAUCUGUUAGCAACAAAAUGUAAUUGAUACCAUGGUAAUAUUAUACUGAUAAGGAACAGCUGGUCCUGCAGUGGUGAAGGACACAAACUUAGCGUCAAGUUUGCAGCACCUCCCUCACCUGCUGUUGUACCUUUUAGAGAGGUGCUCAGCUUGAGUUACCCAUCUUAUUUAUAAAGGUGUGUCGAAGAAGUGCAAGUGUUUAUGGCAGCGCUCAUCAAUGACAUGGCGAGUGCUGCAGCUGAAUGAUUGAGUUCAAA